Ctenocephalides felis (cat flea) is the source of this 1227-nucleotide messenger RNA. It is a transcript of the gene SCCRO, whose product is annotated as DCN1-like protein. The record is from RefSeq and is a predicted model, not a curated record. Gene Ontology annotation, molecular function: ubiquitin conjugating enzyme binding; ubiquitin-like protein binding; cullin family protein binding. Gene Ontology annotation, biological process: positive regulation of ubiquitin-protein transferase activity; protein neddylation. The transcript is spliced from 3 exons. Bases 244 to 1053 code for a protein of 269 amino acids. Lineage: Eukaryota; Metazoa; Arthropoda; Insecta; Siphonaptera; Pulicidae. Gene Ontology annotation, cellular component: ubiquitin ligase complex.
ACCAUUAAAUAAUAUUUGUGUAGGGCUAUUCAUCGAAGUGCAACGCAAAUCUCAUAUUUUUUAUGAUUUUUGUAGUGCAAAGAACAAAUUAUUAGUGUUGUUGUUAUGUUAAUAUAAUAUUGCCGUACCUUUUUAGGUUAUGAUAAAAUUGCAGCAUUUUUGUGCAUAUGUGCAUGUUCAUCGCAUAAUUUCAAUGCAAAUAACAUUUUUAAAUUAAUAUUCUGGCUUUAGUUGGUCACAAAAAUGCACAAACUGAAAUCUUCACAACGGGACAAAGUUAAAAAAUUUAUACAGUUGACACAAACUAGUGAAAAUACAGCUAUUUAUUGUCUUACACAUAAUGAUUGGAAAUUAGAUAUUGCCAGUGAUAACUAUUUUCAAAAUCCAGAUGCUUAUUAUAAAGAACCUAAAGUAGUUAUAGAUAGAAAAAAAUUAGAAGCUCUAUUUCAACGGUAUCGGGACCCUAUUGAAAAUGACAAAAUAUCAGCAGAUGGAAUAAUGAAAUUUUUGGAUGAUUUAUGUCUUAGUCCAGAAUCUAAAUUAGUUUUAAUAAUAGCUUGGAAAUUUAAAGCAGAGACACAAUGUGAAUUCUCUAGGGAUGAGUUCAUAAACGGUAUGAUGGAUUUGGGUGUUGACAGCAUAGAUAAAUUAAAAGCAAAAUUACCAUUAUUAGAAAAUGAACUCAAAGAUAUAAUGAAAUUUAAAGAGUUCUAUCAUUUUACUUUUAAUUAUGCAAAAGACCCCGGACAAAAGGGCAUUGAUUUGGAUAUGGCAAUAGCAUAUUGGAAUAUUGUAUUAGCUGGUAGAUUUAAAUUCCUGGAAUUAUGGUGUAAAUUUUUACAGGAACAUCAUAAACGCUCCAUACCAAAAGACACUUGGAAUUUGCUAUUAGAUUUUGCUUCACAUAUAGAUGAAGAUAUGUCAAAUUAUGAUGCAGAAGGUGCAUGGCCGGUAUUAAUUGAUGAUUUUGUUGAAUGGUGUUUGCAAACUAAAAGUGGUCGAGACCGAAAUUGUGAUCAAGAGCCUCAUAGCACCGGCCUUCAUUAUGGGUAGCAGGUCAUAAAAGUAGAGAAAUGACCUUAGUAAAGAUCAUAAACCUUGCAAUAAUUUAUUAUUUCUUCGUUAUUUUUAUAUUUAAAUUAUUAUUUUUAUAAUGUUAGAAUAUUAUAUGUAAAUAACAUGAAGCUCUGUUUGUUUUUUAUUUUAAAAAGAUAUACACUUCAUUAU